AUGCCAAAGACUAGGUCGCAGAGGAACGCUGGUGGGUCCAAGGGGACCGAGCGUAGUGGCCCCCAAAACCCCUCUCGGGGUCCAACACCCGGAGAAGGAGGGGCAGGGCCCUCACGAAUCCCGCCUGAACAACUGGUUCAGACGGUGGCAGAAAACCUGCCCACCUUCGAGGCAAUCAUGAACUACCUCAAAGGGCAGUCGGAAGGUCAACAGGACAAGGAGCCAAAGGUUCAGGGAGCAGAUCAGUCAGAAUCCCGAACUGGGAGUCCCACCAAAACUGGGGCCAAGCGGGCGCGCCGGGAAGUCACCCGUGAACAAGUCGAGGUCGUAGAACCUUCUCACAAGAAUUCCCGAACUGAACACCCGGAGCCCGUACGGAGGCUCCCCAGGGGAGACCUCUCCCCCCGGAAAGAGCGACAACAGGUGCAGGACGAACUGGACCUACUUCUGGACCCUGAAGCGGACAGGUACAUUGCUUCCCCCUUUGUGCUCGAUAUCGAGGAAUACCAACUGCCUGCGAAGUUCAAAAUUCCAAACAUGAAACCUUACGACGCAACCACGGAUCCGGAAGACCACCUGUUCGUGUUCAUGACGCAGAUGCGUUUACAAACAGCCGCGGAUGCGGUCAGGUGCAAGACCUUCCCAAUGUUCCUAGAAGGAAGGGCCCGGCAGUGGUUCCAGGGACUUCCCCCUAGAUCGAUCAGUUCUUUCACUCAGCUCGCACGGCAGUUCUCGGCACAGUUCGUUUCUUCACGAGCCUACUCUAAAAGCACCGCUCACCUCAUGACUAUCCAACAGAAGCCCGAGGAGUCCUUGCGCGAGUACAUGGUGCGCUUCAAUAAUGAGUCUCUUCAAGUUCGAGAUCGCGACGACAAGGUGGUCAUGGCCGCCUUCAUCAAUGGGCUGCGCAAGCAAAAGCUUUACACCGAGCUUGUGGAGAGACCUCCCAAGUCAGUUCGGGAGAUGCUAGACCGAGCCCAUGAGAAGGCCAACGCGGAGGAAGCCAAUCGCCUUAAGAGUGCACAAGAAAAAUUGAGGGAUGACAAGCGCAGGAAGGGCGCCGACCAGGUGGAGGCACGGUCUGGCCAGGGAAGGAAGAGUGCUUAUGACCGCCUCCCCAGGAGCCGCCCAAUGGGAGGGGACAAGUUCUGGACUGGCCUCACGGCACCCAGAGCUCGAGUGCUCGCAGUGAUGGAGCAGGAGGGGCUAUCCCGACCUCCUCGGCCCUUGGCCGGGGACAAAAGUAGACGGGACCAAGGUCUGUAUUGCGCUUAUCAUCGAGAUGUGGGGCACGAUACGGAGGACUGCCGUCACCUCAAGAAAGACAUUGAAAAACUGAUCAAACGAUGCCAUCUGGGGCAGUUCGUACGAGAUGAACGAUCCGACCAGCAACGGGGAAGGCCCAGGUCGGAACGUCCGAGCUACCUCCGGGACCGACCUCAGGGUUCCCGUGACCGAACUCCCGAGCAGGAAAUACAGAACCUGGCGGGGGUGAUUAACACGAUUGCCGGAGGACCUGCUGGCGGAGAUAGCCAUGCAGCUCGGCGGCACAAUCGCCCCCCUCCCACGGGGGAGAGCUCGGCCAAGCGAUUGAAGAUAUAUGAGGAAAUAAUUUAUGGACCCGAAGAUGCAGUCCCUUUGGCCUCCAAUAACCAUGAAGCCAUUGUGAUAGAAGUCAUCACCUGUAACUUCAAGGUGAGGAAGGUGUAUAUAGACAACGGAAGUGCCAUAGACGUGCUGUAUUACAAGACCUUCAGGGAGCUGCAGCUGGAGGAUAGACAGCUCGUACCGGUUCGAACUCCGUUGAUCGGCUUUGCAGGUCCCCCUGUGAGGCCAGAAGGGAUGAUCACUCUCAUGGUUACGGUGGGGGUGUCCCCGAAGUGCCGAACGAUCCCGGUAAACUUCGCGAUGGUUAAGGAGCCGUCGUCCUAUAACAUGAUUUUGGGACGGCCCACGCUGAAUGCCCUCCGAGCUAUUUGCUCCACCUUGCACCUCAGUAUGAAGUUUCCUACUUCUGCUGGGGUGGCUGAGGAACCCCUGGAGAAAGGAGAAAGAUUGGAAACAGACGAGGGGUUGGCCGAGCUGCCCGUCCAUCCCGACCGACCCGAGCGCACAGUGAAGGUCGGCACCGGCCUGGGCGAGCUGGUCAGGACUUCUCUGGAGUCUCUCUUGGAGGAAUACGCUGAGAUAUUUGCUUGGAGUGCUGAUGACAUGCCGGGAAUCCCCACCGAGCUGGCAGUCCAUAGGCUACAUGUAGACCCCAGCGUCCGACCAGUGAAGCAGAAGAAGAGGAGCUUCGCUCCUGAGCGAAAGGAGGUCGUCAAGAGCGAGGUGGGUAAGUUGCUGGAGGCUAAGAUCGUUAAGGAAGUCUACUUUCCGACCUGGCUGGCCAAUCCGGUGCUGGUCAAGAAGGAGGAGAAAGCUUGGCGGAUGUGUGUGGAUUUCACUGACUUAAAUAAGGCUUGCCCGAAGGACUGUUAUCCACUCCCACGGAUUGAUCAGCUCGUGGACUCGACAGCGGGCUAUGAGAUCUUCUGUUUCUUGGACGCCUUUAAGGGGUACCACCAGAUAGCUCUGGACGAGGAGGAUCAAGAAAAGACCUCGUUCAUCACCGAGGAUGGAACAUAUUGUUACGUUACCAUGCCAUUUGGGCUAAAGAAUGCGCGCGCAACCUAUCAGAGGUUGGUAAACAAGCUGUUUAGAAAUCAGAUCGGUCGGAACCUGGAAGUCUAUGUGGAUGAUAUGUUGGUGAAAAGUCGGACCCAGGGGCAGUUCAUCUCCGACCUGAGGGAAAUUUUCGAGGUCCUUCGGAGCUCACGAAUGCGGCUAAAUCCCAAGAAGUGUACUUUUGGGAUCAGGUCGGGAAAGUUCCUGGGCUACAUGAUUUCUAAAAAGAAGGGGUGA
Molecule: messenger RNA, 2904 nt
Organism: Coffea eugenioides
Lineage: Eukaryota; Viridiplantae; Streptophyta; Magnoliopsida; Gentianales; Rubiaceae
Exons: 2
Coding region: 1-2904 (967 amino acids)
Source: RefSeq, a predicted model, not a curated record